This is a messenger RNA of Verticillium dahliae VdLs.17, 1525 nucleotides long. Its product is annotated as cellulose synthase catalytic subunit. Lineage: Eukaryota; Fungi; Ascomycota; Sordariomycetes; Glomerellales; Plectosphaerellaceae. The coding region runs from base 1 to 1338 and encodes 445 amino acids. The transcript has 3 exons. The record is from RefSeq and is a predicted model, not a curated record.
AUGUCGCAGACCUACCCGAACCUCGUCUACAUUGCGCGUCCCAAGAUUCCCGGCAAGCCUCACCACUUCAAGGCCGGCAACCUGAACUACGGCCUCGAUGCGGUGCACCAGCUUCCCGGCGGUGCCGGUCAGUUCAUGGCCGCCUUGGACGCUGACAUGAUUCCUGAGCGUGACUGGCUUCGUGCUGUUCUGCCUCAUCUUCUUGUCGAUGACAAGAUGGCUCUCGCCUGUCCUCCUCAGCUGUUCUACAACACUCCGGACUCGGAUCCCCUCGCUCAGUCACUCGACUUCUUCGUCCACGUCAUCGAGCCUAUCAAGGAUGCUCUCGGUGUUGCGUGGUGCACUGGUUCCGGCUACGUUGUUCGUCGUGAGGCUCUCGACCAGAUCGGCAACUUCCCUCUUGGAUCCCUCGCUGAGGAUGUCGCCACUUCGACACUGAUGCUUGGAAAGGGCUGGAAGACGGCGUACAUUCACGAGCCUCUCCAGUUCGGCACGGUUCCCGAAGAUUUCGGCGGUCACUUGAAGCAGCGUACCCGUUGGGCCAUUGGCACGGUCGACACGUCUUUCAAGCUCAACUUCUGCCUGUGGGGUGACAAGGUGCGCGAGAUGAGCUUCGCCCAGCGUUUCUCCGGCUUCCUCCGCUCGUCGCCUUUGCCACGGAUAACCAGUUCCGCUGGCUCAUUCGCGCGUGCUUCGCGGGCGACCAUCUCGAACCGAUUCUGCGAGUUCGCCCUCUUCAUCCCCGCCGGCUACCACACGGGCCAGCGCGGCUCGCGCUACCAGCUCUGGAUGGCGCCCUACAUCGCCCCUUUGCAUCGCCCGCUCCUUUAUCCUGCCGACCUGGCUCGGGGCCAGGGCCAGGCCUUCAAGCCGACGGGCUCGCUGGGCUCGGCCCUCAACGAGCGCGACGCCCACAGCCGCAAGAACAUGAUGCGCCGCCUCUGGGCCAUCCUCGUCAACUACAUGGGCCUCUUCCACCUCGGCUUCGUCUACCUGACUCUUGUCGGCGUCGUCCUGACCUCCUACCGCUGCUUCUACCUCGACACGACCGUCACCGACGUCCUCCGCUGCCUCGUCACCCACGCCUUCUGGCCGCCCCUCACCUUCCUCUUCAUCUGCAGCUCCCUCUGGACCCCCGUCGCCUACGCCAUCGACCCGCCCACCAUGCCCGAGCGCGAGGCCCUGCUCGACCGCGACCCCAAGACGGGCGUCGCCCACCCGACCAGGCAGAGCAAGAAGAUUGCCUUUGGAGGCCAGGCCGCGUGGUUCGAGCUCGAGUACACCUUCACCACGGCGUACACGGCGCUCAUCUUUGCGGCGUCCUUCUUCCUCUUCUAAUGUGUAGAUCAUGCUCCUCUCCUUUCUCAGUGUGUCUCUGCUUCUCGCUGUCUUUAAGAGCAUUUUUGGGGGCCACUGGAUGUGGCCGUUGACAGGGGGGACAAUAAACUGGUAACAACAAUGUAAUGAUGACAAGACUAGAUUAAGAUAUCCCGGUAAAUAGACUGGAAGAUAAACAUUUCAAUUG